Molecule: messenger RNA, 1039 nt
Organism: Bacillus rossius redtenbacheri
Lineage: Eukaryota; Metazoa; Arthropoda; Insecta; Phasmatodea; Bacillidae
Product: GDP-D-glucose phosphorylase 1
Exons: 7
Biological process (GO): glucose metabolic process
Cellular component (GO): cytoplasm
Molecular function (GO): GDP-D-glucose phosphorylase activity
Source: RefSeq, a predicted model, not a curated record
UUAGAGGAAGAAUAUAAUUUUAUUGUCAGCUGGAAAAACUUGGUUAACAAUGCAAGAGGAAAAUUUGACAUAGCUUUAGAAAAUCACUGGAAAAAAGCAGCCGAAAAAGGAGCGUUUCGGUGUAAAUUUGAAAAAGGAGCAGAAAAGGUUGUAUCUGGUAGUAUACGUUUCCUCGCGCAGUUCAUUCCGGGGAGGGCAAAUAGACGGUUCCCAGAAGCGAUGAAGAGUUUAUCCGAUCCGUUCGACCCUUCCAAGUUUAACUUUACGAAGGUGAAAGAAUGCGAAGUGUUGUUUGAAAUCAGGAAACAAGAUACACAAGUCCAAGAACUCGACAGGGAUUUCAUUGUGGUGAACAACAGCCCUCUGGGGCACUGCCAUUCCUUGUUGCUGCCAAGGCUGCAUCGAUGCUUGCCCCAGGUGGCAACCCUGGAGAGUCUGGAGCUAGCUCUCGGGGUGAUGCUGCUGAGUUCAUCACCCGCACUCAGAGUUGGUUUCAACAGUCUUCUGGCUCAUGCCUCGGUCAACCAUCUUCAUUUCCACAUAUAUUUCCUGGAAACACCCAUGCUGUUGGAGAGCAUUGAAGUACAACACUUCAGUGGACCGUGCUUUGUGCUUCUCGAUUACCCGGCACCUGCCUUCGUGUUCCAGCUGACAGAGUAUAACGUGUCCCAACUGGCAUGGGAUGUACAUUGCUUGACAAAUCAUCUUCACAAGAUGGAAAUUGCCCACAACAUUUUCUUCACACGUGGCAUCAAAUCAGGCAGCAAACCAGGACACGAGAGGGAUACUAUCAGAGUUUACGUUUGGGCCAGAGAAUCUACAGGUAUCAAAGAUCCGGCCUCAUUCACACCAGCUGUGUGUGAACUUUUUGGACAUCUGUGCUUCAAAACUGAAGAGGAUUACAACUCUGCGACGGAAGAUAAAGUAGCCAAUAUUUUAAAAGAAAUCUGCGAAGAGUAUUUCAACAUGGCAUGCGAGAGUGUGAAACAGUUGUUUAGCUGUGAUAAUAAAAAUAAAUAAAAAAAAUCAUAGAAAAAUA